UGGUUUGUUUCAUUUGUACGCCUCCGAAAUCACAAGACCUGUGUGUCAGCUGAUCACACUGACUGGGGCCGCAUACUCGAUCGCCUUCUCGUCUUUUCCGCAGCUGCUGAAAUCGUGCAAUAAUUCGGGUGCGCAUCGACGUUCAAUCUACCUCUGUGAAAGUGCAAUAAACCGACGCCAAGAUGAGCAAUCUACCGACGGAUCCGAAACUCAAGGAGAUGAUGACCUCCUUGGACGAUGAUAAAAUCGAUAUGUUGGCCGCCACCAGCGUGCUCCAACAGAAAGCCACCGACGUUCGCGCACAGACUGUCAACUGGCAAUCCUACAUGCAAUCGCAGAUGAUCUCCCAGGAGGAUUACAACUUUAUCUGCAAUUUUGACACGACCGACAGUCAGAAGCGCGAGGAAUUGUUGAAAGCCAACCGACUGCAAUGCGCGAAAACUUUCCUGAAUCUGCUUGGUCAUAUCAGCAAGGAUCAGACUCUGCAAUAUAUUCUUGUGCUGGUGGAUGAUAUGAUCCAGGAGGAUAGGACACGCGUGGAGAUUUUCCAUGAAUACGCCGCGAAGACAAAGGAGAGCGUCUGGGGACCAUUCCUCAACUUGCUGAACCGCCCCGACGAGUUCAUUACCAACAUGACCUCGCGUAUUAUCGCGAAGAUCGCGUGUUGGGCGCAGAAUCAGAUGGAGCGCAGCGAUCUACACUUCUACCUCACCUGGUUGAAGGACCAGCUCAAAGUGCAGUACGAUGCGCUCAUGUCGAACGCGCGCCUUCGCGAUCCCAGCAAGGGCGAGCCCACCGAGACUUACAUGGAGGUGUCGUUCAGCAUCGACGAGCAGCGUGGCAGCGAGUUAUCGAACAAUGAGCACAUCCAGUCGGUGGCGCGUUGUCUUCAGAUGAUGCUGCGCAUUGACGAGUACCGCUUCGCGUUCGUCUCCGUUGAUGGCAUCUCGACGUUGCUCUCGGUGCUCACUGGACGCGUCAACUUCCAGGUGCAAUACCAACUCAUCUUCUGCAUCUGGGUGCUCACCUUCAACCCGCUGCUCGCCGAGAAGAUGAACAAAUUCAAUGUGAUUAUUAUCCUCGCUGAUAUCCUCAGCGAUUCUGUCAAGGAGAAGGUUACGCGUAUUAUUCUCGCCGUGUACCGCAACCUCAUCGAGAAGCCGGAGGACGCGCAGGUGGCCAAGGAGCACUGCAUUGCCAUGGUGCAAUGCAAGGUGUUGAAGCAGCUGGCGAUUUUCGAGCAGCGCAAGUACGAUGACGAGGAUAUCUCCGCCGAUGUGCAAUUCCUCACUGAGAAACUGCAGUCGUCCGUGCAAGAUCUCAGCUCGUUCGAUGAGUAUGCCACUGAAGUGAAGUCUGGUCGACUGGAGUGGUCGCCAGUGCACAAGAGCAAGUUCUGGCGCGAGAAUGCGCAGCGUCUGAAUGAGAAGAACUACGAACUUCUGCGCAUCCUUAUUCGUUACUUGGAGACCAGCCAAGAUCCGCUUGUGCUCAGCGUCGCUAGCUUCGAUAUCGGCGAAUACGUUCGUCAUUAUCCGCGUGGCAAACAUGUAAUCGAGCAGCUCGGCGGUAAGCAGUUGGUAAUGCAGUUGUUGGCCCACGAUGACCCUAACGUACGCUACGAAGCUCUCCUCGCUGUGCAGAAGUUGAUGGUUCACAACUGGGAGUACCUCGGCCGUCAGUUGGAAAAAGAGCAGGGCGAUGCAAAGCCCGGCAGCGCGGUGAUUUCGGGCCGCGCCUAAACUACUCGCUAUCGGUUUUAAUCAAUAUUCACCGCACUUUUAAUUCGUCUUAAUCUAAAUUUAAUGUACAUAUAAGAACAUUCCGAAGGUAGGUGCGCGACGCGCACGCAUUAUUUCGUCUCCAUGUACAUACACAAUAUUCAAUACACCGUAAACAAUAUGAUCACAAGGUUGGGUAUGUAUGACGAAUUCGAUGUACGACGAUAUUCAACAGAUGGUGAUGGCGUGGAGCAUGCAAAAUAAGUAUUUCGUGUUAGUGUGCUAUGAAGAUAGAUACGAUUAUUACAUGUAGAUAGCUAGCGUCGAUGCACCGAGCGUCGAUGCGAGUAUAUUCAUUGUUAUGUUGCGUUACACGUUCAAUAAAAAUAAUGUACAAGUGUUA
Dalotia coriaria is the source of this 2124-nucleotide messenger RNA. It is a transcript of the gene VhaSFD, whose product is annotated as V-type proton ATPase subunit VhaSFD. Gene Ontology annotation, molecular function: proton-transporting ATPase activity, rotational mechanism. NCBI's taxonomy places the organism in Eukaryota, Metazoa, Arthropoda, Insecta, Coleoptera, Staphylinidae. The coding region runs from base 183 to 1742 and encodes 519 amino acids. The record is from RefSeq and is a predicted model, not a curated record. Gene Ontology annotation, cellular component: lysosomal membrane; vacuolar proton-transporting V-type ATPase, V1 domain. The transcript is spliced from 6 exons. Gene Ontology annotation, biological process: proton transmembrane transport.